AUGGCUAGUCGUCGUGAAAGAAUAACUCAACUAAUUCCAAAUCCUGAUGCGAUGAGAAGACGGGAAUCUACUCGCGAGUGGAGAUAUUCUCAGCCGGACGGAAAUCCUAAUAAACGAUUUCGGGAUGAUGAUGAUAUCACCAAAAUGCGAGCUAAAUUUCCGCGAGUGCAUUUGACUCAACGGGAAAAGUUGCGGAAAAGGUUUGGAAUAUGCGAGGCGUUCAACAAGGAAAUCGAUAAAAUUAAAUCCCAUCGAAUCAAACUAGCGAUCAGUGCUAAUGGUUACCCCAGGCAGUAG
Molecule: messenger RNA, 297 nt
Organism: Perkinsus marinus ATCC 50983
Lineage: Eukaryota; Perkinsozoa; Perkinsida; Perkinsidae
Exons: 3
Coding region: 1-297 (98 amino acids)
Source: RefSeq, a predicted model, not a curated record